CCAAAAUUCACACAGCAGUGUUAAAUCCUCCGCUAAAUCAUACUCUCGGACAUUACCUGAAACAACAGGCACGGACACCUCCCCCUGUCUCUUGAUGAAUUGGCUACCUCAAGUUCAGAGGCAUAGGAGAGCAGUUUGGGGGCGUUAAGCACUACACAGUACUCAAGAGGAAAAUCCCUUAAAAAGUCACUUGUCCACACACACUGAGUAAUGCGUUGAGGAAACGCCUAUGCAGGUGGAUCCCUCACCAAUGAAUGUAGGGGAUGGAGGGACGGUAAGCAGAGAGAGCAGUGCCCCUACCCAGGUGUCUGAGAGCAUGGUGGGGAAUCCACAGCAGACACUGCCUCAUGAACUCCGAGGUGAUGUACCUCAAAGUCAGCAAAACAAGCCGAGGACAACCACAGACUGCAAAACGCCCAACGUCUGCUCAGAGACCAGCAAUUCAAACCAUUGUCCCCAAGUUCCCCCUGCCCAACCUCAUAACAAUGAUCCUGUGUUCAACAAUGAUUCUGUGAGCACGCUGAUGCCUGACAGGACUGAGUUUUCCAAAGGCAAGGUUGAUGGUGCUGGCAUCAACUCCUCUCACCAGUGGCCUUGCGGUAAAAUGGUCAGCACAAAAGACCCCGUGAGCUCUAUUCAUAGUGGUAUAAACCUAAACAAGAAGACUAACACACUAGCACCUACCCAGCCUGUGAUAAGCGUUCCUUUAGGGUUUCAGUGUUCCACGCUGUUCAAACCAAGCCAGCCUGUUGCUUUCCUUCCCUCCUCCAACUUUUCUUCUCCUCUCUGUAAGAUCACCUUGCCUCCAGGGUUAGGUCAAAUUGCAGCACUGAGAGAAGCCACAGCUAGCCAGUUUCAAAAGGACUGUCCAGCGCAAAGCCCUUGUUCAAGUACGGCACCCAUGCUCAAAACAUACCCAUACCACUUUACUGUGGGGAGGGGGCCUGGUGCUGAGAAGAAGCCUCCAUAUUCAGCAUCUAAAGUCAGGUGUGACUCUUUGUCCAAUAGUAAGGGCUUUCAAGGUGGAGCUGAGCAUAAAGCCACAAUGUCCUCCACAGCUCUAGCCCUUCCAGUACAACAGGCCACUCAAGGCUCAGCUCCACCAACCCAUUACACUAUCUCUCCCACUGCUGCCAUCUGCUGCAGCCCGGCUCUGGCUAAUAUCACCACUCAAAGCAGGCUGUUUAGCCUGGCAGAAAAAGGUUCAACAUACCAAGGUGCUGAAAAGACCUCAUUGGCGUAUUUGAAACCAAAAACUCUGUCUACUCCUGAGGAGCACAAUAUUUCCUGCCCCACUGAGUCAAGGGAUGUGCCCCUUGAUCUGUCUGCAAAGUCCAAACGACAAAAAAGUUUUAAAGAUGCUCAAAACAACCCCUCAGUGGCCAUGGAGCAUCGUUCUGCUGAGACUCAUCAGAAAAAUGUCACUAGUUCAAAAAAAGUCCAUUCUGCUUCUUUUAGCUCAGCCGGUACAUACGGCCAUCAUCCAGACACCCAGAGAAAUGGUGCAAAUAAAAAAUCAUUUUCAAAACUAACAAAUCACCAUGCUUUGGAACCCACUGCAUCCUGGGCCAAAGGUUCAUCUCCUGGCUCCUUAAACAACCUGCCUGGUACAUAUGUAGGAGUUGCAAGUCCGAUUCUAGCAUCUACCUUACGUAGCAAAGAUGGAAAAAGUGCAGCUUUUGUUGAAGAUAUUCAGACAUUUGCUAAACAGGAAACCAUCUCGAUAAUUGACCAAGGAGAACAGCCAAUUUGUAGAGAUAGGAAAGCACCCUUUUUUGUUAAAGGUGCCCAGCAUAAUAAAGCUGGUAAGCUCGCAACAGGUACCUGCUCACCUGGAGCACAAGGAUUUGUACCCACCCCAUUGGCUGCUACAGCAAAUUCAUAUCCCCACCGGAAGUCUAGUGGUGGAAAAAGAGGUGCCCUGUUCACACAUCCGGUUAAAUCAUUGUGGCAACCGCCUUCGCCUUGUGUUCUUUCCCAAGGAGCAACGCUACAGAAGAGGCCAAGUCAGAUUCAAACCCCAAAGACUAAGGGCACUCUCAGUUGUGAGAGAGCCCUGUUCCAUAACUCCCAGUUAAGCCCAACUAAAGUAGAAGACGAAAAGUGGGAGAAAGCCAAAUCCCCCCUAUCCAACCUGGAGUCAAUAGUGAAGCAAAAAACCCUUGAGACCACUGCACUUACUGGUGAGAACUACUGUAAUCUGUCUGCUGUGGGAUCCAAGAGGCCUGAGGUGGCCAGCCUACAGAAUAGGUGUCAGGACUUCACGUUGCAGCAGACUCUUUCCUCUGGCUCUACUUCAUUCAGAGCCAUAGAAGGACAGGUCAUCAAGUCAGACAGAAACUCUCCACACACAGAAGCCACAGCAACUCUAUGUAGACAGGAGGUCACAACUGUUCCUGUGUCCAAGGAAAAGGGACGAGAGAAACAGGUGAAACAGACUGAAAAUCUGGCAUCUGAUGGCUGUCAAAAAAUAAAAUCCAGUACUCCAAGUAAAAAGAGUACUUUCAGUGUAGGAGAAUGGAAGGAGAGGAAAUUGGCUCAACAGUUAAACGAUGAAACGGCAAAAGAGGAGAAGGCAUCAGAGAGAAUACAUUCUUCUCAUGUUAAGGUAGAGGGGGUAGUCUUAUCCCUCCUUCAGAGCCAGACUGUAGAGGCAGCAGAGGGGGAGAGAAAAUUGAAUGGAGCCAAAGAAGAGAUAACUUCCAAAGGAAAAGCAAAAGCCACCAAGCCGAAAAAAGUAAGAAAACCACCCAAGGAGGAGACACCGCCUGAUAUGGAGAAAACACCUCCUAAUAUUCAAAAGAAGACUAUGACAAAAACUAAGAAGCAAAAAGAUAUAGAGAGUCCAUCCAUCCAGCAGGGCUCCUCCCAUAAAAAGAAGAAAGACACAUUGCCUGCAUUGGGAAAAAGUAUGCUGAAAGAUGGAACAGACCCAGCCCCCAAAGUAGGGGGAAAGACUCGCAAAGGGAAAAGCAGUCCAGCUAAUAUGGAGCACUCUGUCUCAAACAAAAUAGAUUCUGAGAGCAGUCCAUGCAGAAAUCCUCAGGUUGAGAGAGACUCAAGCUCUCUCAGCAGCCCAGGUUGGCCUUGUAAGGAAUCAGUCUCCCAGGAGGAGGCCUCUCCACGGCUGAGGCGAGGGCGUAGAAGGACCGAUGAAGCUUUGCUCCGAGACUGGAGCUUCGCUGCUCCACCUACUCCUCCCCCUCUCGGUCCCCAACCUACACCACCGCCCACCCCACCACCCCCUGUGCCAAUCCGCCGACCGCGCGGUAGGCCUCGGAUCAAUCCUCUUCCUGAAGAGGUGGAUGCAGAUAAGGAUAGGCUCAGUGAGGGUGGAGACACCUCCUCAAUAAAGAAAAGGAAACGCUGCAAGAAUCGUAAAUAUCAGAAUGGGGAAUACAUCACAGAGAAGGAUAAGGUGGCAGAUGGAGAGGAGAAGCUGGGUGUGGAAGAUGGUGAGGCCACUAAUGAGAAGAUGGGCAUGUACCCUUGUCUCAGUGCCACGCUGACCAGUGGAGUGCCCAGCCCUGACAUCAGCCCUAGGCGGACACUGUUCACACGCUCGGGCUCGACACUACCUCAAGAGAGUCCUCCCGCCCCACUGCUUAACGACAAACCCUCUGGGAAGAGGAAGUUUAAAAGUAAACACUUAUGUGAUGCAGAUGAUCAGAAAAAGCUCAAGUCUAAGAGAACUAGCUUGGGCAAACACACAGGGACCCUCAUACCAGAUGAGGAUGGUCCUGUUGCCAAGAAAACCCCAAUACCUAACACUUCACCCAAGCAGUCAAGCUCCCCACUGUCUGGUAAAAAAGGAACAUCCGUGAAAUCAGGAAUCCUUGAAUCUACUCCAAGCCGCCCAGUGCCUCCUGAAGUUCGUCGACUGAUCGUGAAUAAGAAUGCAGGAGAGACACUGUUACAGAGAGCUGCUAGAUUAGGUUACCAGGAGGUAGUUUUAUAUUGCUUGGAAAAGGAUGUGCGAGAGGUGAACCGCCGUGACAACGCAGGUUACACGGCACUGCACGAGGCCUGUGCACGUGGCUGGACUCACAUCGUAGAGGUGCUGCUAAAACAUGGCGCAGAUGUUAACUGCAGUGCACAAGAUGGAACACGCCCUAUUCAUGACGCAGUUGCAGCCGAUAAUCUAGCAGCAGUCUGGAUGCUGUUAAAUCACGGGGCAGAUCCCACACUUGCAACUUACUCUGGUCAGACUGCAGUUAAACUCGCCCAGAGUCCCGGAAUGAAAACUUUCCUCAAAGAGUACUUCACCGAUAUAGAGGGACGAACUGACCAAGAUAGUCUACAGUGGGAUUUCUACAGUAGUUCUGUGUUCGAAACAGAGCAGGAAUCUUGCUGGGACUUUCUAUUGUCUCAGCCUGAGGAUGAAGGUGGGGAGCAGGUGAAAGAGAGAGAUGCUGAUACAGACUGUCUUCUGUUUGAGUUCUCCUCUGAGCCCCUCCUACUCUGCUACCAUGUUCAAGUAUCAUUAUCGCAGGGUUUUUGCAACUGGUUCUUGCUAACAGACGUGCUGAAGCGGCUAAAGAUGUCAGCACGGAUUUUCCGGGCUCGGUACCCUCAGUUUGAGGUGGCCACCAUCGCCCAAGCAGAGCUGUGGAAACAGGUCUCCGUCAGUCAGACGUGCACAGCCCCUGACAAACUCCAGCCAGGUGAGGAAGAUGACGGAGAGGCGACGGUGGAGCUGGUGCGCUGCAUGCCUGAGUUACAGGGACUGUUAGGAUCCUCCAUACAGAUCCUCAGAGAAAAUGAGGAUGAGACAUCAGGGGUCACCGCCAGCCCCUGCAGUCGAUAGCAACUCCUGCUCUAUAUCUGUUUGCAGGCCCAGAACAAUCCCUCUGCACUCGCUCCGGUCUCUCUACAGCCGUUAGAUCUAAAUGGGGAGCAGCGAGGUGCUGUCCACAGUCGUGGUCUCUCAGUGAAGGUCCUUGCCAUUGCAACUGAUUGCCUGUUACCAGUACCAGCACUUUGUAUAGUCAGUGUCAGCCAGGAAGGUCCUAUUUUCUCAAAGACAUUCUUAUCAUAGGCCACCUUCCCCCUCAGUAUUGAAAGGGGCCCUAGGGAGCGACUUUGCCAUGCCCUUACCCCAGGGAGAAAGGCUGGGGACGGACUCCACUGGGAAUAAACUUUCAGGUUCCUAUCUGUGGGUAUUUUUCAAUAUUCAAUAAUUCUGUUUUGUUUUUUUUUUUUUUAUAAACAAAUGUAUAAGUAAAUAUAUGUAUAUCUUGACAUCAGGGUGAACGCAUAUGGGUGUAACUUAUCAUGUUUUUAUGUUUGUUAUUGAUGGUAUGCGAGUCCAAUAGAAGGAGUGGUAAUCCAAGCCUUUUUUAUCUUGAUAAACUAAAUGUUUGUAGCUAAGAGACUUACUUCAAGCUAACAGCGACAGGAAUGCAUUUGGGCCAGAUGGUUCCUGUGUACACCUUCCAGAGUCUUGCUGCCCUGAGAAGCCCCCUAACCUACAGCAUAUGUUCCUCCGUACCUCAGCAGCACAGCUCUCACAAUGAAGCUCUGCCUAGAUCAUUACACCUUUCCUAGCUACACUCACUAUUGUUUCAUUUGCAUUGUAGCAGGCACAGGAUUGUACCCUUCCAUUCCUGUGACAUCCAACGAUUGUUUAAUUUUUGCUGUGAAGAUCAGCAGGUUGAUCAUUAGUCAUAAAUUAUUUUAUCCACAAUUGUUUUAAGAUAUCAAAAGGUAUCUGCCUUCUGAACUGGUAUCGACCUUGAAAAUGAAGUGGUAAACAGAAAACAAGCCUGUGGAAUGCUUUUGUUUUUGGAGGUUUUUUUUUUGUUGUUGUUGUUUUUACUUUUCUAGAGCCAUUUUUCUAGAUUCUGUCUUUAACUGCUUUCUAGUGCUUAUUGAAAAAGGACUCCACUCUGAUCUUCCCAUUCUCAUUUUUUCCUGGUGUACCAGAUUCUGGCGUGCUUUGCUGCACAUGGUGUGUUUUAUUUACACUGAUUACACUAUGUAACACAGUUUUUGUUCCUGGGUAGUAAGUGUUAUUUCCUAAUUGCUUAUGCCUCAAAAGUAUAGAAAAUGUAUAGAAAUGGAUUAUUCCCCACAAACUUUUGCUUUUGUGACCAGGACAGUGAUAUUUUGAAAUUUACCUAUUUCCAAUGAGAAAACGGGUGAAUUUUUUGUCUUUUCGUUCACAUAAAGUCAGAAAAAAACAACAACAUAUGAAUCCUUCUUUAUCUGUGGCUUUAUCUUUAUUUUACCGGCUUUGACCUUUGCUUCAGACAGCUUAGGGAAGAAGUCUUGAAGGUACUUGACGGCUGCCGACUCCUUAUCUAGAGCUUUGUCAAAUUGUUUCAUAAGGCCCAAUUUGAUGUGCAUUGGUGGCAUCAGCACCUUCCGGGGGUCCACCAGUGGCUCCCACUUGAUGUUGUUCCUCCCCAAAGAGAACUUGGUCCGUUAUGAUCAGUACUGCCUGUGGUAGUGCGCCUUGGUGUCCCUGCUGUCCCAAAGGCAAAGAUAGCAGGGAAACUUGGUAAAACCGCCUUGAAGACCCAUCAGGAAUGCCACCAUUUUGAAGUCUCCUGUGACCUCCCAGCUGCACUCAUCAUACUUCAAGGCAUCCAGCAAGGUCUUGAUGCAGUUGUAAUCCUCUUUGAGGUGCACAGAGUGAGCCAGGGGAAGAGACGGGUACUUGUUACCAUUAUGGACCAGUACGGCUUUGAAUAUUACUUUAGUAUAAAUACAUGUUCAUUUUUAUUCAUAUGUUGUUUUUUUCUGACUUUAUGUGAACGAAAAGACACAAAUUUGCCCGUUUUCUCAUU
Messenger RNA from Myxocyprinus asiaticus (Chinese sucker), 6791 nucleotides. Its product is annotated as BCL-6 corepressor-like protein 1. Gene Ontology annotation, molecular function: transcription corepressor activity; protein binding. The coding region runs from base 230 to 4807 and encodes 1525 amino acids. The transcript has 12 exons. Lineage: Eukaryota; Metazoa; Chordata; Actinopteri; Cypriniformes; Catostomidae. Gene Ontology annotation, cellular component: nucleus. Gene Ontology annotation, biological process: negative regulation of transcription by RNA polymerase II. The record is from RefSeq and is a predicted model, not a curated record.